UUUAAUUUUAGGAUAAUCAUACAGCAAAUAGCCAAAAAUAGUGUUCCACUUGCCAGGUGCAAUUGGACCUCAUUAAUUCUCGCCCUCCCACUUGAUUUAGGAUUCAUCACCGUUUUUCUGUCAGAAAUCCUAUCUCGAGAAUGUCAGUCAUUUCAUCAGUUGACGAGAGUAUUAAGGCAAGCGGAGCCGACACCUACGACAGUGGCGAUGACUGGGAGAUUGGUCUUGGCAAUCUGAUUUAUAAUUUGGAUGCUGAUCUGGAGAAAGAUCGACGCAAGUUGGAGAUGAAUCGCGUUUUGAAUAUAAAAAGCAACGUAAAACGGUGUGAGGAUUUAGCCUUCAGUUGUGCGACCACAGUAUUGGAUGGCCUUACGAAUCCAUCCGCACAGCCGCCUUCUGUAUCCCGGGGAAAUGCAUGCAAGGAGUCGAAGAAAUUUAAAGUAAAAAAGAGCAAUUCUUCGAACGUGAAGGAUAACAUUUUAUCACUUGACACGGUGUACGGAAUUCCUAAAGUAUGCAUCGGUAAACGACAGGAAAGUCAAGGACGCCUCAGAGAGGCUACUGAAAUGAAUUCGGCAGCGGACCAGGAGAACAGCAAGCUAAACACAAGUGAUGUAACCAUUUCUUGCGCCAAAGGCAAAGAGGAGAAAAGGGGUAAAAACCAUAGCAGGACUUUGAAAAGAGAGAGGGAUGCUGUUCGGACGAGAAAGGAAAAGCAAAGUGAUGCACUGGCAAGCCUUGGUUUUACCGGGGUGCGUGCGUCUGAGAAUGACUGCGCUGUCGAAGGUGAGGAGAAUCCAUGUCAUUGUGAAGACAGCGAAAUGGGAGACAGCACAGGGGGAGUGGGCGCUCGGAUAAUGGGCAGCGCUAUUGUUGUGAACAAGAUCGAGGAAAUUGACGCACCGGCGAGGACACAGAAAACGUUGCAGGUGCGGACGCGCUCGGUUGGAACCAGUACUCAGGAGCCUGAGCAGGCCAGCGAUGCAGCACACAUGGGGCCCUGUCAGCCAGGCACCAGCGUCAACCUGGAGGGCAUCGUGUGGCACGAGACAGAGGAGGGUGUACUUGUAGUUAAUGUGACAUGGAGGAAGAGGACAUAUGUAGGAACACUUCUGGACUGUACCAAACAUGACUGGGCACCACCAAGAUUCUGUGACUCACCAAGCACUGAUGCUGAGACAGGAGGACGUGGUCGCAGCAAACGCAUGCGACUGGCUAUCCCUGACCAGGCCAUAGUGGAGCCGGUGCUUCCUAAAGUCCGAGCGCUACCCCACAAGAGACGCGGAGUCGGAAUAAGCAGCAAAGGACGCAGAGCCAGCCUUAACUUGCUGAGCAACUGCAGGACGCCUCCGUAUUACACUGAGGAGGAGCUCAAGGCUGGUCCGCUGUCACAAGGGAAGAGGAAGAUCAAAGCUCCCGCGGACCUGGACCUGACACUAGUCACCGAAGACAUUAAGAAUGGGAAACGGAUACGAGCCAAAUCCCGGAGUGCACCCUCCACGCCCCAGGGAAAGUCUGAUCCGGUAUUCCUUGACCAAGCAUGCCCCUCGCCCAUGCUUAUUGAUUGCCCGCACCCAAACUGCAACAAGAAGUACAAGCACAUCAAUGGCUUGCGGUACCAUCAGUCACACGCGCACUUGGACACUGAUAGGAAGCAGGACUUUGAGGUGGAAAAUGAGGAUCGACUCACUGAUGAGGAGGAGGGCCCCCUGAGAAACCUGGCCUUCAGCUGCACUGAGACCGCCCCCUCUUCCUCAAAGAAAGCAAACUCUCCACCCAAGCUUGGAGUGCUGGGACCCUCAAAGAGCAGAAAGCUGAUGCUGAAUAAUGACCCAGGACUCAUAAUGGCUUCUAAAUCACGAAGGCACGCAGUGACCAAAGAAGGAUGCGCUGACGACUUGAGUAACCUACCAAUCAUUUCCAACAUGACGGUGGUUUUGGAGAAUUGUCUCAUUGCAGAUCGCAGCUCCUCAGUGGAAAUGCCAAAGUUGGAGGCCGAGGAUGUGAUUGACAAGCAUGAGGUAGAUGACCAGAGUAGGAAAGAAAUGGGAAGAACAGACAAAUGCUCAUCGAAGGCUCGAGCUGGUAGGUUUAUUGUGACACCUCCUGCUCCACCAAAGCUUAUUGCCAUUCCUACAACAACAUUCUCUGCAAGCAGUACUGAGACCGUCUGUCAUCACUCAUCACCCACUGUUGCUCUCACAAAAGCCAAGAGCCUUGCUCUAAAACCCAUCAAACCAAAACUGGAUAUGAUUGUGCAGUCUAAUUUGCCAAGUUCAACCCUGGUCUCUUGCGGUAAAGACGGUAAAAGAAAAGAUAAACAAAGACUAAAAGACAGACAUUGCAAGGACAUCAGGAGUACAAAGUCUGAAAAUGUACAUGUAAAGAUGGACGACCCUAAAGCAAUGGGAAAGGACUUUUCCAUCAGCCUUUUGAAGGAACAUCUGAGUAAGCAGGAGGCCUGCAGCGGUCCGAGUGAAACUCAGGAGAGCCGAAUGGCGAGCAUAAGAGCUGAGGCAGACAAAGUGUACACUUUCACUGACAAUGCCCCCAGUCCCUCAAUUGGAGGUUGCUCUAGACUUGACUCCAGCACUCUGGCCAAUGGUGAAGGCACCACCAGCAAGACCAACAGCCCGGCUUAUUCAGACAUAUCAGAUGCAGCUGAUGAUGGUGGUUCAGAUGGUCGCUUAAACACAAAGUCGAAGGUAAACGCUGCUCCCACGGAGUCGAACCCUGGUCACUGUACAAAUGCCAGGCUUGCCUCUGGUGCCCUGAAAGAAGCCCAGUCCUCUCCCCUCUACCACGGGUAUGACUCCUACUGUCUUCAGGGGUAUGUGCAUGCAGGGCAGACCAACUCCUCCUCCACGUUUCUGAAGGUCUCCACAGCAUAUGAUGGAAAAACUAAAAAGGAGGAUUUAAAGGAGGCCACAGAAGAGUUUAAAAUCACAGAAUCAACCAAUGCAAAGAAAAAGGACCCAUGUACCUCCAGCUCUCAAUCGCAGCUUCAGAUGGCUAUGACAGAGACACAGACUGCAUUGGCUCAGUCACUAUACUAUGGACAAUAUUCUCGAGGUAUCAAAGUGGACCAAAAGCUGCUAACUUUGUCAGCCGCUGCCCACAGCAGAGCGCCUAUUGAAACAGGUUCUGAGGACAUGCAGAAGAAUAAACAGAAGGGAACUCCAGCUGGGCGGGACCUGGAGCACAGAGAGCCACAGAAGGAGGAUCUGAGGGAGAUCCCAGUGCUGGGCGUUAUAUCUAAAGGGGUCAACUCAAUCAAAACCAGUGGCAGCAAAGUUGGUCACCCUUACCUAGAGUUGGAGAGGCAGCAGGUGAAGUCUACGCUCAUCACAAUGAUGAAAGACCAGAGACUAGAGUCUGAGGAGCUCAAACCUGGCAAGGAUUUGACUGAACAGAUCCUAUUGGACUCAAAUGUAUCAUGUGCUAAUGAUUGUGAGUCCCUCUGCUGGGGGGGCAGGCCUUACACUGCCAAAUAUACCAGUCUGCUGAACCAGGAGAUCCACAAGGGCUCCGCAGAGCUCCACUCAGCCACGGCUAGAGAUCCAGAUGUGUCUCCCGAGUCAGACAGCAAGAUGGGGGCAGAACUGGUAAACAAGCGGCCAGAGGCUCCUGGGGAGGACCAGGAGGAGACUGAUGAUCAAACUGAUGAUCAAGACGUGUCAGGGGAAGUGACAGAGGAAUUGAAGAACACAACAACUCAGGGAUCUGGGACCUCUGCUUUGAGCCCUCAACAGUCAUAUGUCCAGUACCAGCACUCCUACCCUUACCUGCACCUGUGCGACCCCAGUAACCAUGCCUACAGGGUCAUGUCCCCAGCACUAGUAUCAAGCUAUGCAGGUUUCCAUUACCCCCUGUACGGGAAGACUGCGGGCAGAGAGGAGUCCGACCUGUCCCAGUCUAAUAACAGCAGCAUCAACACUAGGCCUCAGAGCGACUCCAGCCCCCUGGAGCUAAGGCUGCACCAUAACUUGCCAUACCAUGGAAAAUCUCCUGUGCCUGGUGAGAGAGGAUCUCCUGAGCGUGAGCGGGACCUGGAGCAGGAGAGGGAGCCUGUCCCCUACUCGCAGCACCUCCACAGCCACCACCACACUCACCUGGGCAUGGGCUACACUCUCAUGCCGGGACAGUAUGACCCCUAUCCAGGGUUAAGCCCCACGGCCGUGGUCUCCAGUCAAAAGACCCAUGAUGUAUCCAAUGGUAUGUCUACCACUGAGGGUGAAUGAUACCUUACACGUGGUUAUUAACAUUUCGAAGCAUGGUGAAUUCAUUGGAAAAUAUUAAUAUAAAUAUUAAUUGAAUUAUGAAUACAUGAAUAUGACAUCUCCAUGUACAGUAUCUGCUGUACACAUUAUCUUUUUUUUAACAUUGUUCUCUUUCCCUGCAGACAGUGAUGGUAAAAUGUGAAUCAGUGGAUGGUGUAACUGGCUCACAUUAGGAUAUAAAGAUUCAAAAGACAUCAAUUCCAUGGUGUUAUUCAUUGCCUCGAUGGGAGGCAGAAACCAAUUUAAUUUCUUGUUAAUGAAAACAAGAUUACAAUGCAGUGCUAUUUCAAUAUUGGUGGCAGUACAGUAUGUUUAUCAAUAUACUAAUUUUGACAUGGUGCGAAGGCUUUGUAACAUAUCUGCUUUUGGGUGCCUGUCAUAUUAAACUAACACAUGAAACCAUAUUGUCAUAGAAUCCACCACAAAUUGCUGUAUUGAGCCGUUUGUGUACGUAUCGUUGUGUGACCGCAAUAUUGAAUGUAUUUAAUAUCAUCUUAUCCACUGUGUGUUUAGUGAGGGUAAUAGCGAUGGGCCGAAGUGACUGAGACGUUGACUCUCCUGUAUCGCUCAAUUGCAUUUGUACACUAAAAGAGACUGCAGUCACUUGUCUGUUGUGUUUUUGUCAAAUAAUAAGAGCAGGUCUACUUGCCUUCCCAGUGCCAUAGAUCUGUGCUGUACAUCCUUUAAUAGCAGAAUGUUAAAGCUUAAACUUACAUGUUUUAAAUCAAAGUACGGUACGGUAGUGGACACCAUAUCACUUGCAUAUCAGUAUUCCUUUUGGUUACUCGAAUAGUGCUGCAGACAAAAAAUGUUUACAAGUGCAACUUCCCUGAAGCAACACUUAUUGAUGUAGCCUGGUCAGUUCCACCUGUUAUUUUAUAAAUGUCAGCUAUACAGUAAAAUGUCUGUUGAUUUUUAUACUAUACUUGGCUUAUGAAGUCUGGCAAUUCAAAUAAAAGCAACAAUUUCCCCUUU
Messenger RNA from Clupea harengus (Atlantic herring), 5255 nucleotides. It is a transcript of the gene znf608, whose product is annotated as zinc finger protein 608. The record is from RefSeq and is a predicted model, not a curated record. NCBI's taxonomy places the organism in Eukaryota, Metazoa, Chordata, Actinopteri, Clupeiformes, Clupeidae. Gene Ontology annotation, cellular component: nucleus. Gene Ontology annotation, biological process: regulation of transcription by RNA polymerase II. The coding region runs from base 141 to 4241 and encodes 1366 amino acids. The transcript is spliced from 8 exons.